AUGUGUUUCAAAACGGUUACCUGUGAGAAAAUAUUGAAAUAUUCGUGGAAUACUGCGAAUUCUUCAGCUGUGCUGAAACGUAGGAACCAUGCGAUACGGUCAGUGAAGUGUCCCACUGUCCGGAUCGCAUGGUUCCUCAAUGACAUCUUGGUGCAGCUGCUCAAGUACACAUCGUAUCGCCUUACUGACACCCAGACUUCAGACCAUUUUCAAGCACUGCAGAUUAACAGUGCUUGCGUUAUUGAGUCAUUCGACGUAGAAUUUCUGUACACGAACAUAACUGCACCAAGAUGUCAUGGUAGGAACCAUGCGAUACGGUCAGUGAAGUGUCCCACUGUCCGGAUCGCAUGGUUCCUCAAUGACAUCUUGGUGCAGCUGCUCAAGUACACAUCGUAUCGCCUUACUGACACCCAGACUUCAGACCAUUUUCAAGCACUGCAGAUUAACAGUGCUUGCGUUAUUGAGUCAUUCGACGUAGAAUUUCUGUACACGAACGUAAGCAAUGUGUCUGCUAUGGAAGCCAUAUUGGAACUCCCAAGUCAGCACCAGGGCAAGAAUAACAUGCAUGUCAGCCAGCUGAUGGGGCAAGGAAUGCCUCAACUAUAA
Molecule: messenger RNA, 606 nt
Organism: Cooperia oncophora
Lineage: Eukaryota; Metazoa; Nematoda; Chromadorea; Rhabditida; Trichostrongylidae
Source: the annotation of a GenBank genome assembly